AUGAAGCUAAAAAAAUCAUCUGAUAAGAAAUAUGUUCCUCUUAGUACCUAUGAGAUUUUGUUUGCUUCUCUCCUUGCAGUUUUUGUGUGUGUAUGUGUUGGACUGAUUGUGCUUUCAUGGUUAUCAGUCAAGGAGUUGGAACAAGUUGAAGCAGAUGUGAAUACUCAUGGCUACAUGGGCAUAUUUAAAAUACUCUCUGGGACAUCAUUCACUCCUGCUUUGCAAAACAGUUCAUCCGCUGAUUUCAAAGUCCUUGCCUUUGAUGUGGAGCAAUUGAUACAGAACAUCUUUCAAGAAAGUGACCUGAAAAACAAAUUUCAAAGAUGUGAAAUUUCCCAGUUCAAGAAAUCUGAAGAUGGCCAGGAAAGAUUCAGGAAGACAGAGACUAGUGUUGCUGUGAUCUUCACCCUGUAUUUCACCCAGAUGGUUACAGCUGAGAAAGUAAAAAAUGAGCUGGUUUUGGGUGUCAACACAAAUAACCCUAAUCCUACACAGACUUUGAAAAUUGAUGUGAACAGCAUACAAGUAACAGGAAAUGAAGAUCGAACUUUCCUCCUUAGGAAUAUCAUAGAGUUUGAUGGACUGGGAAGAGGGUGGGUCAGCAAAAGGAGGGAAGCAGGUUCAGGAGAACUCACCACAAGCAAGUCCUCAACAACUGCUGCCGAGUGUUUGCCCUCUGCUGAACUCUGUGAUGAUGGUGCAACCUGCAUUAGCAAAGAUUUCUUUUGUGAUGGAGUCUUGAACUGCCCAGAUGGUUCAGAUGAGUCUGAAAAAAGAUGUGCAGCAGUUUGUGAUGGAAAAUUCAUGUUGACUGAUUCCUCUGGGUUUUUUCAUUCUAUGAAUUAUCCAAAACCAUAUAAUGCAAACAUCAUUUGCCAAUGGAUAAUACAAGUACCUGAAGGGCUAUCCAUUAAACUGAACUUCACUUCUUUUGAAACACAACAAUAUGCAGACGUAUUGAAUAUUUUUGAAGGCAUAGGACAAAACAAGAUUUUAAGAGCAUCUCUGUCAGGGACCAAUCCUGCUACAACUUAUGUUUUCUCUCAUGAGGCUACAGCACAGUUUAUAUCCGAUUAUUCUGAAAAUUACAAUGGAUUUAAUGCAACAUACACUACAUUUAAUGCAAGCGAACUAAACAAUUAUGAGAAAGUCACUUGCACUUUUGAAGAUGGCUUUUGUUACUGGAUACAAGAUUUAGAUGAUGAUUCAGACUGGGACAGAGUUCAGGGUCCUACCUUUCCUUUUAUGAGUGGUCCUGAUUUUGAUCACACAUUCGGCAACCUGUCAGGAUUUUAUAUUUCAACACCCAUUGGACUUGGAUUUGGAGAAGAGCGAGUCCGGAUACUGAGUUUGCCUUUGGUCUCUUCAGAUACAUAUUGUCUAAGCUUUUGGUAUUUCAUGUACAGUACUAAUGUUUACCGUUUAACAGUUAGCAUAAGUAAUGAGUAUGGUUUGGAAAAAAUAGUGUUUGAAAAAGAAGGAAACUACGGAAACAAUUGGAAUUAUGGACAAGUAACUUUAAAUGAAACAUCUGAUUUUAAGGUGAUUUUUGAUGCCUUUAAAAAACGUGGUCCCAGUGACAUUGCUGUGGAUGACAUUGGCUUAACAAAGGGAAAGUGUAAUGAAAGUGAUUACGUGGAGCCAACUGUGUUGCCAACUGUUCCUACUACUCCUUCAGUUCCUACUGACUGUGGAGGGCCAGUUGAACUCUGGGAGCCAAACAGUACAUUCAGCUCUGAAAACUUUCCAAACAAUUACCCUAAUCAAGCUUCUUGUGUGUGGUACUUAAAUGCUGAAAAUGGAAAAAAUAUUCAACUUCAUUUUCAGGUUUUUGAUCUGGAAAGUAUUAAUGAUGUGGUUGAAAUCAGAGAUGGCAGAGGACCAGAUUCCUUACUUUUGGCUGUCUACACAGAACAAGGCCCAUUGCCAGAUGUGUUCUCUACAACAAACCAGAUGACAGUAAUCCUCCGUACGGACAAGUCUGCAACAAGGAAGGGAUUUCUUGCAAACUUUACUACUGGCUAUCAUCUAAGGUUGCCCCGAGCUUGUACAGUUGAUGAGCAUCAGUGUGGUAGCGGGAAAUGUAUACCAUUGCAUAACCUUUGUGACAAUGUACCUCAUUGUGAAGAUGGCUCCGAUGAAGCAAAGUGCA
Acanthisitta chloris (rifleman) is the source of this 2152-nucleotide messenger RNA. RefSeq names its product transmembrane protease, serine 15 (gene TMPRSS15). The annotation marks the transcript as partial. NCBI's taxonomy places the organism in Eukaryota, Metazoa, Chordata, Aves, Passeriformes, Acanthisittidae. The record is from RefSeq and is a predicted model, not a curated record. The transcript is spliced from 20 exons. Gene Ontology annotation, molecular function: protein binding. Gene Ontology annotation, cellular component: membrane.